UUGGACCAAUUGGAUUGAACAUCUCCGUUUCGUCCAAAAGAGGGAGUCAAGUUUCUUAUGCAGCAGUUUUUCCCACUUUCACAACACAACUCCAGAGCGCACUGACCGGAGAGAAAAGGGGGGGUGAGAAAUAUUACUUGACAACAACUGUUUUCUCUCACAGUGGCUACGGAGACUCAUAGGCUCAUAGGCUUUCUGCUGUGGGAGCGUCAGUCCGUGGGUCAGUUUGCCCUUGAGCCCUCACCUUGCAACUUUACUGUCUGUUUGCUGCAGCAGAACAACAAGCGGGUUCAUGAUCUCCAGGGAGCUCCCAUUUUUUCCACACCUGGAUUAACCUUUGGCGACGUUUUCUUUUCCUUCUUCUUGUGUAUUUUUUUUCGUACGUAUUUGCAACGAAGAAAAGGAAAUGUUGUGGAAACUAGCUGACAACGUAAAAUAUGAAGAAGAUUGUGAGGAAAGGCACGAUGGCAACAGCAAUGGGAACCCCCGGCUGCCUCACCUGCCAGCGGUCAGUCAGCACCUCUACAGCCCCUCUCCUUCUCUAUCCCACUCGGCUGGUUCCGACUUCCAACCCCCGUAUUUUCCACCUCCAUACCAGCCCAUCUCCUACCCACAGCCCACCGACCCUUAUUCCCAUCUCAGCGACCCGUUCAACAUUAACCCCAUUCAUCAGUCGCCUUCGUCGAACCAGCAGCAGUCCUCCUGGCCCGGCCGACAGAACCAGGACGGGCUCGGCAGGAGCGGACUGGCGAGUCAAAUCUUGGGCCUAGAUGGAGGCUCGUCCGGGGUGAGAAGGGAAGGGUUCCGGCGGUCGGAGCUGUUGCCCCCACACAGUCUGGACUCUUCAGUUAUUGGUGAUAAUAUGGGGAUUGUUUUCCCACUUGUAAACAAUGGCAUGUCAUUCCCAGGCAUGUGCCCCAGAGGAGAAGUGAAACACCCAUGUGACUCUGUGAUUUCUGUCUCAGUAUUAGGACUACGAGGUGGCAGGAACCUUGAUCGCAUACAGAGGACUUAUUAUGAGGGGGGCUUUCUUGCUGGCCCUGUCGCACUGCCCAAAGGCAACACGCUGGGCCUUCCCUUCCAGAAAGAGUCACUGCUGGGCAUGGUAUCCAACCCCACUGAAGUGUUUUGCUCCGUACCUGGCCGCCUUUCCUUGCUGAGCUCCACAUCUAAGUACAAGGUUACUGUGGCUGAAGUCCAGAGACGUUUGUCACCCCCGGAGUGCCUAAAUGCAUCGCUCCUGGGAGGAGUUUUACGCAGAGCCAAGUCAAAAAAUGGAGGUCGUUCCCUGAGAGAGAAGCUGGAUAAAAUCGGUCUUAAUCUGCCUGCAGGAAGAAGAAAGGCAGCCAAUGUCACUCUACUUACCUCACUUGUAGAAGGUGAAGCAGUUCAUUUAGCAAGAGACUUUGGUUAUGUAUGUGAAACUGAGUUUCCUGCAAAGGCAAUAGCUGAAUAUUUGGGCAGACCCCAUGUGGAGCGCAAUGAGGUCAACUCUCGCAAGAACAUGCUCCUCGCUGCAAAGCAAAUCUGCAAAGAAUUUACUGACCUGCUCACACAGGACCGGUCACCAUUGGGAAAUUCGAGGCCGGCGCCCAUCUUGGAGCCUGGAAUUCAGGGCUGUCUGACACAUUUCAGUCUCAUCACUCAUGGAUUCGGUUCUCCAGCCAUCUGCGCUGCAAUGACCUCGCUCCAGAACUACCUUAACGAGGCACUCAAACAAGUGGACAAGAUGUAUUUGAGUUCUGGCAGUGAAACCCAGGGAUCCUCGGAGAGUGGGAGCAAGUCUUCCGACAAAAUGGACAAGCACAGGAAAUGAGAGCUCAGAAGGAAAAAACAUGAAUUCAGAAUCUCAGAAUACACAUAUUCUUGCUGCCCUCUGUGUUUUGGACUUUUUGAAACUCAUCUUUAGUAUUACCAUUUUGAGAGCUUAUUUUGUAAGUGGGUGUCAACGUGUGCUUCAAUCACAAAUGUUUAUUUCUAAAAAAAA
Molecule: messenger RNA, 1987 nt
Organism: Cyprinodon variegatus (sheepshead minnow)
Lineage: Eukaryota; Metazoa; Chordata; Actinopteri; Cyprinodontiformes; Cyprinodontidae
Gene: tfap2c
Product: transcription factor AP-2 gamma-like
Exons: 7
Coding region: 407-1816 (469 amino acids)
Biological process (GO): anatomical structure development; regulation of transcription by RNA polymerase II; regulation of cell population proliferation
Cellular component (GO): nucleus
Molecular function (GO): RNA polymerase II transcription regulatory region sequence-specific DNA binding; DNA-binding transcription factor activity, RNA polymerase II-specific
Source: RefSeq, a predicted model, not a curated record